AUGAGCAUUAUCCUUAAUAAUAUACACGCCACCAGCUACAAGAGUCAUGUGCCUCCUGAAGAUUCCCCACUGUGGGGUCCACCCACCAUUUUCCAUUACGUUGACCGACAAUUGUUAGGGCAUCUCCAUCCAUCCCUGGUUCUUAGCUGGACUAUUCCUGAAAAUAAAAAGCUUGAAGAGGAUAAUAGCAUUGGUUCUUCUCUGAAUGCUUCUCAACGCUUCAAGCUUAGCAGAGAAUCUACACAAUGGACAAAGCAAGUCCUCUACACCAACGCUUCCAAACCGAUUCCCAUCAACAGACAAACUCUGCAAUGCAUCCAACUCUUGAAAAGUCCAGCAGCAAGAUACACAACGAUUGUCUUUAAGACUGGUUUUGGAGAGUUUCACUUCUCUGGGAGUCUUGUUCUGCUCAACAACCCAUCAAACUCCUUCGCAUUUCUACCGUCGACGAUGGAGCCUGCUGCCGAUGAUGCCUCUCCCAAUUUCACCGACUUUACAUUGGCCGAGAUUGUUGACAUGGAGAAUCUGUACAAGGAGCUCGGCGAUCAGUCUCUCCACAAAGACUUCUGUCAAACUGUUGCCUCCAGCUUUAGUUUCUCUGUGAAUCGGAAAGGCAAACCCUCAAUUACCUGGGAGCAAGUACAGAGUUGGUUUCAGGAGAAGCUGAAGCAGCAAAACCAAGCCGACUUCAAGACUAAGCCAUCUCCUCCAUUGCAGAUUGCUGACUUGUCAAAUCUCAGCGAUGCUAACUCUGUUCCAAAACGGAAGGGCAAGGCAUCUGAUCUAAUGGAUCUGGCUUUUGAGGCUAAAUCAGAAAGGGACGACGCAUGGUAUGACGUGGCUUAUUUCCGAACUUAUAGAACUCUUAGCAAUGGUGAACUGGAAGCGCGUGUGCGAUUUUCUGGGUUCGACAACCAACAUGAUGAGUGGUUGAACGUCAAAAGAUCAGUGCGUGAGCGGUCUAUUCCUGUAGAACCAUCAGAGUGUGGGAGAGUGAAAGUUGGAGACCUGCUUCUAUGUUUCGAGGAAACUGAGGAUCAAGCACUGUAUCGUGAUGCUUAUGUUGUGAAUAUCCAAAGAGGGGUUCAUGAUCACAAGAGAUGUAACUGCGUGUUUCUUGUUCGCUUCGACGGUGACAAUACAGAGGAACCGCUGGGGAUUGACAAAAUUUGCCGUCGUCCGGAUCAGUGA
This is a messenger RNA of Microthlaspi erraticum, 1191 nucleotides long. The record is from the annotation of a GenBank genome assembly. Lineage: Eukaryota; Viridiplantae; Streptophyta; Magnoliopsida; Brassicales; Brassicaceae.